AGCUUCUUUGUGUGCUCUUAUGUUUUCCUUCUCAUCUUCUUGUACACUUGAGCACAGCUAUAGGUUACACAAGCUGCAACUGUACAAUUCCCAUGACCAUAUAGUCAUGGACGUCCAAAGCUGCAUGAAGGCCACUCUUCUUGCCAUAAUCAUCAUAUCCGUGGUAACUUGGCUGUCCCACAUGUACUCUUGCAUAAAGAAUUCCAUGGAGUCCCUCCCUUCUGUUGUCUCGGUUGUCAUCGCACCGAAGUGCCUCUUCAUCUUCUCUAACAUCAUCGUUAUGUAUCUUGUAAGUGAGUCAAAGCUCUCACGUCGCAGAAGCAAGCUGCAGAAGGCUGGUGAUGACACUGCUGCAAGAGAUGAGGAUAUGAUACAAGAUAGUCAGAAACAGGAAGAGGUUGUGCUGGCAGAGGUCUUGCUUCCGACGAUCAUUGGAGAGAGCAAGCAAGAACAAGAAAAUAAGAUGGCAAUGGUAGUAUACGAUGAAAAGGGUGCUCUACUAGGAAAUGGAGAUGUGCCGAUGUUAGUCGUGAUGGAUGAAGAAAGGGAAACCUCUGCAGUAAAUGAUAGUUUGAGGAUGAAUCAAAUUGUUCUACAUAACGCCGAUGAAGUGCACGAAGAAAUUGAAGAGGGGGAUUUUGAGUUGGAACAAGGAGAUGAGAUGAGUGAAGAUGUGGAACAACAGUUCGCAGUGGAGGACGAGUUGGGGGAGAGGGACCUACCGCCGGCCGACGAGCUGAACCGGCGUGUGGAGGAUUUCAUCGCGAGGUUCAAUAUGGAGAGGCAGCUGGAGGAGGCAAGGAUGCUCGUGUGCUGCUACUGAUCAUUUUCCGAAGAUGUCUCCGUUUUACGGUGACAGCUCGAGAACGUUCUUAAUUAUGUACAAUAGAUGUUACAUGAAUGUAAGUAAGUAAAGUAUUUGGGAUGAUGUGGCCAAUGUUUUAAUGUGACCAUUCGUAUAUCUCAUAUGCUCAUUUAAUCUCCGACAUGUAAAAAAAUUCAUACCAGUAUAUUCAGGUGUUUUCAUGGUUCAAACUUCUAA
Molecule: messenger RNA, 1042 nt
Organism: Setaria italica (foxtail millet)
Lineage: Eukaryota; Viridiplantae; Streptophyta; Magnoliopsida; Poales; Poaceae
Exons: 1
Coding region: 20-823 (267 amino acids)
Source: RefSeq, a predicted model, not a curated record